CAUCUCGAGUGACUCUGAACCCAAUCAAGGGAGCCAAACGCCGGAAGCGACACGCCCCAGUACUCGACGCCGCUGCUUCUACAGUCUUGUUGGAUUUGUUCGAGCUCUUUCUCCCCCCAUGCUGAUACAGUGAUACGAUGGCGACGCAGCAGCAGCCAGCAGGGGUGAAAACCAGCUAGUCAGCCACUGUGACUGUGACUCGUCUGGAGUGAGAGGAGGAAGGAGAGGGGCCAAAGAAAGCAAGCUUAAAAAAGAGAUCUUGAGGGGGGGGAGGAGAGACGGGGGAGGUCGGAAUGAUGGCAGGCGCGGUGUGCUAGCGGGCUAAAGGGAGGACACUACUGAUUACUGAUGGGGAAAAGGAGAUGCAGAUGGAGAUGGGGAUGGAUUGAUGCGUAGCCUUUAUGCUCCUCGCCUUCUCUUCUUUCUUCCGCCCGUUGCCAGCUCUGGGAGUCCGGGGGUGAGGGAAUGGUGUGGCUGUGAGCGAGGCCUUCCCCUUCUUCCUGUUUGAUUUGUGCGGUGAGGACGGAGCUGGUAUGCGAGUGAGGUGUGCAGACAAGCACCAUUCACAGAUUCACAACUAAACCUCACAAAGGAUAAAAGUGGUUUCAGUUAGCCAUCUCUGAUUUCUGAAGAUACUGGCUUGUUCAUAAGAUAGGCAUGGCAGAAUUCAAGAUUGGAAGGCUUGAUGGCCAGCCACCAAGGAUCAGAAAUGUCCCCAUUGCUGUCACACCGGAAGGAUUCUGGUGCUGCCCAUCACAGGCUGCACUUCAGAAGACAGCAAAGAGCCCAAACCAGCAGGGCAGACCUAGAGGAGGAGCAUCCCCUGCUCCAUCAAAGGCAUCCUCGGUUCAGAGGGCGCCGACCGUUUCUUCAGAGAAGAGAGCACAGUCCGCUCCUACAAGGUCUAGAACCAAUUCAGAUGAGCAAUUGUGCCCUCCAGCAGAUGCUGUUGCUGCCCCUGAUCCACCAAAGGUAGUACCUGCACCGGCACCGGCACCGGCACCCGAGAAGCGACCAAAGCAACAUAAGAUUUCGGUUGGAUUUGGGCAGCUCGGCACGAGUGAUCUGAAGGUUGUGCUGUAUGGCAAGGAAGGGGUUGCUGUGAAGAUGAUUGUUCACAAGAACAUCCUUGCUGAAAAUAGUACCUUUUUCGCCAAUAGAAUCUCGAGGCAGUCUCCGGUGUCGUGCAUUGAGGUGCCAGAUUGCGAGGAUGUGGAGAUUUAUGUCGAGACUGUUGGGUUGAUGUACUGCAAGGAUGUCAAGCAGAGGCUGAUCAGGCAAAAUGUUCCACGAGUUCUGCGAAUCUUGAAGGUCGCAGAAUCACUAGGCUUCCGAGCGUGCAUCAUGUCAUGCCUAGAUUACCUGGAAGCAGUUCCAUGGGUCGGCGACGAGGAAGAGAACGUCGUGUCAUCCAUACGGCAACUGCACGACGAGGACCACAGGGUGAAUCCCUUGCUGAGGAGAGUGACAUCUGACAUCCUAGCAAACCCGCCGAACGACACCCUCGCGCACAUCAUCGACUUGGUGCUGAAGAGCACCGAGGACAGGGGCCGCCGCGAGAUGAAAUCCCUGGUCCUGAAGCUUUUCAAGGAGAACAACAACAGCAUCUGCACCAGCAAUGGUUCCUCAGCAGCAGACUCCUCCUCAUGUGUCAUGACCUUGUACAGUUCUUUCCAGAACUGCUUGGAUUCCCUGCUGGCAUUGUUCCGCCGAGCUUCGGAUCCGGAAGUGCUUGCUGGACAAUCUUCAGACGACAAAGAGCAGAUGUUCAGGAAGAUCACUCUGGAGGCUGAUAACCUUCUCUGGCUAGCUGAGAUUUUAUCAGAUAGGCAUGCAGCUGAUGAGUUGACAGUGAUCUGGGCCGGCCAGGGCGAGCUGGCGGAGCUCCACCCCAGGAUUCCGGUGAUGCACCGGCACCUGGUGAGCUGCGUGAGCGCGAGGCUGCUGGUGGCCGUCGGGAGAGGGGAGGCGCUGCCGUCGGAGGGGACCCGGCGGCGGCUGCUGGACGUGUGGCUGCAGCCGCUGAUGGACGACUACCGGUGGCUGCAGCACGGGUGCCGGUGGUUCGACCGGGCGGUGGUGGAGGACGGCGUCGGGCAGGCCAUCCUGACGCUGCCGCUGGAGGACCAGCGGGCCGUGCUGAUGGCGUGGCUGGGAAGGUUCCUCAAGGCCGGGGAUGGCUGUCCCAACCUGCAGAGGGCGUUCGAGGUCUGGUGGAGGAGGACAUUCGUCAGGCCAUACGCCGAGCAGCCCGGGAGCUCGUCGUCGGCAAGGUCGGGGCGGCACUGAUCAGCUGACGUUGCUGGGAAUGACAGCUGUGUUGUGUGAUGUUGGCUGCAGCUUGCAAUUUGCAACUUGCAAGGUUGCAAGAAGUUGGCAAUGAUGGUUUUCUUACAAGGUAGAGAAGAGACUUCGUUUGAAUUAGAAGAUGCUGGAGAAGAGAGGGGAGUAAGUAGAGUGUAGGUUUACUAGUGGUGAUCUUUAACUGAGGUUAAUUUUGUGUUGGCUGUGCUUGUGUUGUAAUGCUUUAUUUGGGAUGUGAAGGCUGUCUGAUUUCUUGUGUACAGAAAUCAGUCAUGUGAGAUUUCACUGCUAGUGCUUGUGACUGACCGUCCUUGUCAGCUCAUCAGGUGUAAAAAAAAUCCCAACAGAUGUCAAACUGUAUGCAUGUAUUUUGCAAAAUGUGGAUGAAACAGGUUUGAAAUGUGUCGAUGGCU
Setaria italica (foxtail millet) is the source of this 2717-nucleotide messenger RNA. Its product is annotated as BTB/POZ domain-containing protein At3g50780. The record is from RefSeq and is a predicted model, not a curated record. Lineage: Eukaryota; Viridiplantae; Streptophyta; Magnoliopsida; Poales; Poaceae. The coding region runs from base 658 to 2289 and encodes 543 amino acids. The transcript has 3 exons.